Messenger RNA from Magnolia sinica, 6047 nucleotides. RefSeq names its product nuclear intron maturase 4, mitochondrial. NCBI's taxonomy places the organism in Eukaryota, Viridiplantae, Streptophyta, Magnoliopsida, Magnoliales, Magnoliaceae. Bases 2618 to 5068 code for a protein of 816 amino acids. The transcript is spliced from 2 exons. The record is from RefSeq and is a predicted model, not a curated record. Gene Ontology annotation, biological process: mRNA processing.
AUUUAUUUAUUUUAAAUAUUCAAAAUGUUCAAUAAUAAUGGGCUAGGGGUAGGGCUAGACAUCCAAGCCUUGUAUAGUCUCAAAAGGGAAUUUUACAAAAAUGCGUUCUUAGAUGAAAAUCCUCACAUCAGGAUGCUCAAUAAAAUAACAUUUGUUCCUAACCCCCUAAUCUCAACAAAAUAUCAAAAUACAUUCAACAUGAAUAAUCAACUAAAUAAAAAUAAUAUUCUAAAACGUCCCAAAGUUUAUUAUCAAUGUGAUCUAAGAUCACAAUGAUCCAACCGUCCGAUCAAAGUGUCCUCAAGAUCCAACCGUCCGAUCAAUGUGUCCUCGCAAUCCAAUAGUGCGAACUCCUAAAUAAGCAACCCACACACAUCUUCCUAGUAUAGGGUCUUCGAAAAUUCACAAUCAUGCAUGUGGGGUCUUCAACGUGGCCCACCUGGGCCCAUGUAGUGGGCACUAAGCCUUUCUGGUGGAGGAUUGCCUUUUCUGGCAUGGAGAUGAGAGGACUUGGAUCCCUCCUUUGAGGAGGGAUUCUUAGAUAGAAUCCUUAAAUUCCCUCAUUUCUCUUUUGCUGGAUAUCAAGAUUGAUAAGGAAUCACAAGACUCCAUGUGUUGGAGGAAGGCAGCCUCAGGAGCAUUUUCAGUUCGCUCUCUUUAUGCCAACCUCGUGAAGGAGGGAGAUCGCACUACUUCUGCCCCCACUUCGGAGAUCUAGAAGUAUGAUGCUCCCCCUAAAGUUGUGGCUUUUGGUUGGCUAGCGGGGAGGAGCAGAAUUCUCACUAUAGAUGAUCUCCAAAAACGGGGCAUGGUUCUCCCGAAUAUCUGUAUUUUGUGCUUCAGUCAGGCAGAGACUGUGGACCAUCUUCUCUUCCACUAUCCGUUCUCAUUCGGAAAUUGGAAUCAGAUUCUCUCUCCCGCGUCGGUUACCUGGAUCAUGCCAGGGUCAAUUGAGGAUGUCUUCAUUGCAUAGCACGUUUAGGAUGGAGGAAAUAUCAAGAGGAGGAAAUGGCGUAUAGCUCUUUUAGCGGUGCUUUUGUCAGUCUAGGGCGAAAGAAAUGACCGUUGCUUUUGUAACAGGGGAGGAUCUGAGGCUGGGGUUUUCUUGAGGAUUACCCAAUUCCUGCGUAAUUGGGCUCAGUGAUGUUUUGAGGGGUUCCUCCUAGUGGUGGCACUUGGUUGUUGUUGUAAUUUUAGUCUUUUUAGGUUUUUUUCCUUUUGUCUUUUAGGUUUUCUUUGUUUUUUUUAGGUCUUUUCUGUUUUGUUAUCUUUGCUUCGUUUUCUUUUCAAUAAAGUAUCACUUUUCAAAAAUAAAAUAAAAUUGUAGUGGUCACCAAGCCAAAGUGAAACUGGAGUUGAUCUCCUCCUCCUCUAGUAUACUCUAUGAGGUGCUUGGAUGUCCUCAUCAAUAUUUGUCUCCAAACAUGCAUUAUUCUCAUGCACGUAUUGCGUACCUAAUGAGCAGACCAGCCUAAUUUGGGUCAGGGCAUGUUCACAAUGGGUUGAGAAGUUUCCUUUAGGUUGAUAGAUUACAAGCUUACUCUUGCAUUAAUACUGCAGUUUAAUAUAUUUACAUUGCCACUUUUUUUUUUUUUUUUUGAGAAGUCACGAUAAAGAUUGUAUUAAAAGAAAGGAAUUACAGGGAAGAGAGUAGAUUGUCUGCUGAGAAAGCAGAAGAAACUAAACUCCAAGGAAAAGAAGGUCAUAGCCCUUCAGAAUUUCAACACGAACAUUGCCACUUUGGCAUAAGCAUGACAUUAAAAGCUUAUGUCAUGGAAAAAUAAAUCGUGGAAAUUCACUAGUUUACAAAUUACAAUUGAUGAUUGUUUCACCUUCUCUUGCUAAUGAUAGUUAUGCUACAAGAACUCUCUUGCAGUUUAAAAAAUUGCCUGCCACCAAUUACAGUGACCAAUUACAGUGCUGCUGUAGUUUAGCAAAUAAAUCAGCUAUCCAUUUAGUGUCAUCAUGCAUCUGCCAUUGGACAUUAACAUUAAUAGCUUAAAGCAAGGAGAUAUUAAAUUGUCAAUGUUCAAGAGCAGUCCUAAAUCCUAAUUGAUAUUUGUUUACUACACAUUGUCUUUUGGGGUGUGUUCAGAUUGGGUGACUAGGGAAAGUAAAACAUAGUUGCUAAUCUUUCAAAAAAUAAAAUAAAAUAGUUGCUAACAUAAGUGAGUGUAAAGUUCACAUACGCAUGGAGGAAAGGAAAUACCUUUCACCUAUUUUUUUGCUAGAGAAUUGUAAAGUGUUGUGCUCUCCCUUUUCAUUUUCUAGUGUUUGGGUUGCAAUUUUGAAAGGAAAACCUCUUUAUCCUCCGAUUUUGACAUUUAAAAUAUCAUAUCAGAGGGAAAUUUCUUUUCUCACCAAUUGAUUUUUUGAAAAAAAAUAAAAAAGGCUCUACUCCCUUGCCAAGGAAAGGAAAUAAACUUCCCUUCUCUUUUUAUGUUUCUCAAACUGGGGAAAUGUCACAUCAAAGGAAAACUGUUUGUUUUCCUUAAUUUCCUUGGUUUUCCCUCAAUCCAAACAGGCCCUUGAUUGAUCUUAUUUGUGUUGAUUAUACUGCAUUUGAGAUUGUUAUGUGUUUGCUAUAUUUUGGUCAUGCAGGUCUUGAUAAGCAACCAUGGGUUCUCGAUUCUUUCUAGCACAAUUACUAGGAAGAGUGUGGUUUGUUGGUUCACCAACUGAUCACAAGCGAGACUCAAUGAAAUGCAUUGUCCAUAUGCUGCGGGGUGCAUAUCAUGGUGCCAAUUUGUUGAUGGCUGAUAUGGCAAGAGAUGAAAGUGAGGGAAAUGUUCAUGCUCAUGAAGAUGAUGUUUCCCAUAUAUCCUUGGCAAAAAGCUUAGCCUCUCUGCCCGAUGAAUUCCCUAUUCCCAAUGAGAGAAAACCUCUCACCCGAAUGGAGCUCAAGAGAUUGAUUGAAAUCCGUAUGAAGAAGAGAGUGAAGGAGCAACAAAUGGACGGGAAGUUUCAUGAUCUUAUGGCGAAAGUGAUUGCAAAUCCAAGAACUCUUCAGGAUGCAUACAACUCUAUCAGACUCAACUCCAACAUUGAAUUAACAUCAGACAGUGAUGAUCUCUGCUUUGUAUCUUUGGCAGAACAGCUCUCAAGCGGGGUAUUCGACAUCAAAGCAAAUAUUUCGUUGUUCUCGACAAAGAGUGGAACGAAGGAAGUCUUGGUCCUUCCUAACUUGAAAUUGAAAAUCAUUCAGGAAGCAAUCAGGAUAGCCAUCGAUGUUGUUUACCGGCCACACUUCUCUAAGAUUUCGCAUGGCUGUAGAAGCGGAAGAGGCCACCAUUCAGCUCUACGGUACAUAUGCAAAGAAAUCCGUAAUCCCGAUUGGUGGUUUACAUUAAACAUGAACAAAAAGGCUGAUUCUGCCAUUCUUAACAAACUCAUCUCGACGAUGGAAGAAAAGAUUGAAGACACUGGCUUAUAUUCAAUACUCCGUAGUAUGUUCGAUGCUCAAGUGCUGAACUUAGAAUUUGGGGGUUUCCCGAAAGGUCAAGGCCUUCCGCAGGAAGGAGUUUUGUCGCCGAUUUUGAUGAAUAUAUAUCUUGAUCUAUUCGACUGUGAGUUUUACCGCAUGCGCAUGAGAUACGAAGGUCUUGGUCAGGAUGUUGAUGUAGCCCAAGAAGGUGAACGGCAAUCCAAUCUACGCCGUUGGUUCAGGAGACAGCUGGAUGAUGAUUGUGAUGUGCAUGCAGAGGAAAGUUCAGGUUUAAGACUCCAUGCUUGUCGAUGCAUGGAUGAGAUAUUCCUUGCAGUUUCUGGAUCCAAAGAGAUUGCUCUCAGUUUGAAGGUCGACAUUCAGAACUACUUGACGAACUCUCUCUAUCUAGACGUGGAUGCCCAAGCAGAGAUAUCGUCAUUUGAUAGCCCUCAUGGGGUGCAGUUUCUUGGCAUGGUUGUUCGGGCGAGCAUAAGAGAAAGCGCUGCAGUCAGAGCCGUGCACAAGUUGAAGGAUAAGGUUCGGCUAUUUGCAGCUCAGAAGCAGGAGCUCUGGGAUGCUGGGACAGUUAGAAUUGGAAAGAAAUGGCUGGCCCAUGGUUUAAAAAAGACCAAAGAAUCAGAGAUCAAGCAUUUGGCGGAUAGCAGCUCCAUCUUGAACCAGAUCUCCCAUUUUCGCAAAGAUGGCAUGAAAACCGACCAUUGGUUCAAAUUUCUACUUAAGAUAUGGAUGCAAGAUGUGAAUGCAAAAGCUGAGGAUAAUGAGAAGGCCGUUUUGUCCAAAUAUAUUGCUGAACCGGCAUUGCCUCAAGAUCUUAGAGACUCAUUUUACAAUUUUCAGAAGCAGGCCCAAGAAUAUAUUACAUCUGAAACAGCUACUACUCUUGCACUGCUGUCGAGUUCUGGCAUAAAUGAUGCCAGCUCAAGCUCUAGUGCUAAAAAUAUAACCUCCAAGACAGAGGUUUCUAUUUAUUUUAUAAAGAAGAGUCUGGUGCGCUAUGGUUUGGUCAACAGAGAAGGCUAUCCUCGGCGUGUUUCCCCUCUUAUUUUACAAGAUGACAUUCAAAUCAUAUAUUGGUUUGAGGGGCUCGUGCGCCGGUGGCUUAAAUGGUAUUGCGAGUGUGAUAACUUUGGAGAUGUCAAGCUCAUGAUUGUUGAGCAUGUUAGAAAUUCUUGCAUACGUACGCUUGCGUCCAAGCAUCGGAUGCAAGAAAUAGAGAUCGAGAAGCAAUUUGAGUCGGAGCUGAGCUGCAUUCCUUCAACCCAAGAGAUAGAAUCUGAUAUGAUGGCAAUGGCAUCAAAGUUUCAGCUUUAUGAUGGAGAUGAGUCAUUGAUGUAUGGAAUCACUUACAGUGGGUUGUGCAUGCUAUCAUUAGCUAGGAUAAGUGAUCCAUUGCGGUCCUGCAAUUGCUAUGUCUUUGGAUGCUUGGCUACAGCAACGGGUAUCUAUACACUUCAUGUGAAGGAAAGGCAAAAAUUCCCUGGUUGGAAAACGGGGUUUUUGAUGGCAAUCCAUCCCAGCUUGCACAGAAGACGAAUUGGGUUGUGCAAGUUGCAUGUUAAGGAUUUGUAUUUGGGUUAUAUAUCACUUCAAUGUAUCAAUUUUGGCGCUUCAUGCAGAUGAUUUUCAUGAUUGUGUUCAUAAGUUUUACUUGGUGACCAUGUUAAUGCUAUGAUGCUCAACAAUAAAGACAUAGGUGUUGGACUCAUUUUGGAAUGUGACGGUAUGGGUCUGACCUUGUUUUUGAAGAUUCAGAUAUGGGAUGGCACUCUUCUUCAAGUGUUUGACUAGCAGAAAGAGGGACAUUUUAGAAUCUCUCCCUUUUCCGCUUUUCUCUAUUUAAAAGGGGUAUGGGACAGCUCUACUGCUUAUUUUUUUGGAGGCCCUUGCUACAUGCUUGUUUUGUCCGUGUUUGGAUUAUGUGGAUAUGAGGAAUCAUAUGACGCUCAACCUGAUGCCUUGCAUAUUACUUGGGUUCUCAAUUUGCACAAGUGGGUCCAUGCUACAUGGUUCAGUGCUCCAACCCAUUGGUCUGUUGGGCCCCACCAUGGAUGGGCCAUUCCCUGAAAAUAUCUUUCAUUUGAAGAAUGUAGGCACCAAUUUGGGCCUUAUUCAGUUGAAUGUGGAUUUGUGAACUGUUGAUGUAUAUCUCUUGUCGUUUUGUCGGGCACAAAGUGAAAGGUUUGGAUUGUUCAAUUGAUGAGAUUUUCUGGGCAAGGUCCAUCCUUGAUGGAUGCCAGCAGAGCACUCUAUUGGAUUAGUGAACCAUGGGAAAGCUUCAAUGGAGCCGGAGUAUCUUUUAAAAGGAUAUCCAACUUUGUCUAACAUAUACAUGUGGCUUGCCGUAGGUAUCUAUACACACACAGCCUUACACAACACAGUCUCCACUUAUACAAAUUGAAAAUCCAAGUAUCCUGUGCAAGACCUCGGGUAGAGGAUCAUAUAAUUCCUCUAUAGAUAUCUAUAAGGGUAUUUAAUGUAUUCUUAUUAUCUUUAGUGUAUUCUCAUUAUUGAUUUUUUCCUUAAAUUUAGCUUUGAAUGCAACAUGUGUUCACAUAUCAUAUAUCUUAACAUUGUCAAUGAGAAGCAAUGCAUUCCUGAA